Messenger RNA from Morchella importuna, 2667 nucleotides. RefSeq lists its product as uncharacterized. NCBI's taxonomy places the organism in Eukaryota, Fungi, Ascomycota, Pezizomycetes, Pezizales, Morchellaceae. Bases 1 to 2667 code for a protein of 888 amino acids. Gene Ontology annotation, cellular component: cell septum; cell periphery. The record is from RefSeq and is a predicted model, not a curated record. Gene Ontology annotation, molecular function: chitin synthase activity. The transcript is spliced from 8 exons.
AUGUCUUAUCAAGGACUUCAUAGCAGCGGUCAGCCUGCGGACUAUCCCGAGGCCCACACCCUUCACGAUUACCCGCUCCAACACCAAGACGAUGGUGUUAACGAGCGAGUCCCCUUGAACGGGGGCUAUUCAGACACAAUGCAACCACCGCAUCCAUUUCAAGGUCCCUUUGACGAGACGUCUUCUCGCUCAUCCACUCCAGAGCAUCUACAGAGGAUGAGUACACCACAAUCACAGUUCGCCCACGGUCAGGGACCUUACCUACAAUCAUCUCCUGAAUCCUCGACACCGACAUUGCUCUCUUCGUCUACUAGCCCCGGGCCUACUGGAAGGGAAAGUGUGCUUUCUUUGGACGGGGAAUGGCGACGAAGACAAGCACCGUCCGGGCUGCGGAGAUACGCAACGCGAAGAGUCAAAUUGCAACAGGGCCAGGUUUUGUCCAUUGAAUAUCCUGUUCCUUCUGCGGUUUCAAAUGCUAUUCAAGAUAAAUAUAAGGCUGGUACUGGAGAGGACUCAGCAACUACAGAAUUCACCCACAUGAGAUAUACUGCUGCUACCUGUGACCCCGACGACUUUACACUAAAGAAUGGCUACGAUUUGCGACCGAGAAUGUACAAUCGACAUACAGAGCUUUUGAUCGCUAUAACAUACUACAAUGAAGACAAAGUUUUGACAGCACGUACAUUACAUGGAAUCAUGCAGAACGUUCGCGACAUUGUAAACUUGAAGAAAUCCGAGUUUUGGUGGAAGGGAGGACCUGCCUGGCAGAAAAUUGUUGUCUGCUUAGUUUUUGACGGAAUCGAUCCUUGCGACAAAAACACCUUGGAUGUGCUGGCAACUGUUGGUAUAUUCCAGGAUGGUGUGAUGAAGAAGGACGUUGACGGCAAAGAAACCACUGCCCAUAUUUUUGAAUUUACAACACAGAUCUCUGUAACCGCGCAUCAAACACUUAUGCGCCCAACAGGUGCCGAAGAUGAUAAAGCCUUCCCGCCUGUUCAGCUUAUGUUUUGUCUUAAGCAGCGAAAUACUAAGAAGAUCAAUUCUCAUCGUUGGUUGUUUAAUGCUUUUGGACGUAUCCUGAAUCCAGAAGUCUGUAUUCUUCUUGACGCUGGAACAAAACCGGGCCCGAAGAGUAUUCUUGCGCUAUGGGAGGCGUUUUACAACGACAAAAAUUUGGGAGGCGCCUGUGGUGAAAUUCAUGCCAUGUUGGGGAAAGGUGGGAAGAACUUGAUUAAUCCACUGGUAGCAACCCAGAAUUUUGAAUACAAGAUUUCCAACAUUUUGGAUAAGCCGCUAGAAUCGGCUUUUGGUUACGUCAGCGUUUUGCCUGGUGCGUUCUCGGCUUACCGCUUUCGAGCAAUUAUGGGGCGUCCCUUGGAACAGUACUUCCAUGGUGACCAUACGCUUUCCGCCAGAUUUGGUAAGAAGGGAAUUGAUGGGAUGAAUAUCUUUAAGAAGAAUAUGUUUUUGGCAGAGGAUCGUAUCCUAUGUUUCGAGCUUGUUGCCAAGGCGGGUUCAAAAUGGCACUUGACAUACAUCAGAGCUUCAAAAGCAGAAACCGAUGUCCCGGAAGGCGCAGCAGAGUUUAUUUCUCAGAGAAGAAGAUGGCUAAAUGGCUCAUUUGCAGCCGGUAUCUAUUCACUUAUGCAUUUUGGGAGGAUGUACUCCAGCUCGCAUAAUAUUAUUCGAAUGUUUUUCUUCCAUGUACAACUCAUUUACAAUAUUUUUGCGACAUUUAUGAGUUGGUUCAGUAUAGGGAGUUUCUGGCUUACUACUUCGGUUAUCAUGGAUCUUGUUGGUGACCCAACGGAUGAAGAGAAGGCAGCUGGAAAGGUUGCCUGGCCGUUCGGUGAAAAGCCAACACCUAUCUUUAACAGCAUGAUGAAAUACCUCUAUCUGUGUUUUGUAAUCCUUCAAUUCAUUCUUGCGCUUGGUAAUAGACCCAAAGGUUCUAAGCAAACGUAUAUCGUCAGCUUUUGCGUUUUCUCGGUGUUACAGUGCUACAUUCUCAUUCUCUCGUUCUAUCUCGUUGCUCGGGCAUUCUCGGGCUCUGCUGGAUGGAGUGAUUUGGAAUCCUCGAGUGUAUCGGAAUUCAUUGGCAAAUUCUUCACAUCCAACACUGGGCUCAUCAUCCUCGCCUUGGCCUCGACAUUCGGAAUUUACUUUGUUGCUUCCUUCAUGUACCUUGACCCAUGGCACAUGAUGCACAGUUUCCCCCAAUACGUAUUGAUGGCGUCCUCCUACACCAACAUUCUCAACGUUUAUGCUUUCUGUAAUUGGCACGACGUUUCAUGGGGUACUAAAGGAUCCGAUAAAGCCGAAGCGCUUCCGUCAGCGAAAACCAAGACGGAAGGGAAGGCCAAAGUCAUCGAUGAGCCAGAGAAACCCCAGGCGGAUAUUGAUCAGGCGUUCGAGGAAACAGUUAAAAGAGCGCUCGCACCAUUUGUUGCCGAAGAGGAGGUUGAGACCAAGUCUCUUGACGAUUCUUACAAGAGUUUCAGAACUAGGCUUAUUACGGCAUGGAUUUUCAUUCCAAGAUUCGAACAGCGUGGUUUUUCAGAUUUAUUCUCUUGGCUACAGCGGCAUUGUCACUAUUCCGAUUCAUUGGUUGUAUUUGGUUUCUUGGAAGAGCGUCUAUUAUGUGCUGCUUCACAAGGCGUUAAGUAA